AUGUACGAUAGAAUGGCGAAGAAAGAUAAGGAAAUGCAAGGUGAUGAGUUCGAAACCGCAGCAUCAAUCCGAUUGAAAGUAUCAUUCCGUCUUGGAAAAGCUCUUCAGGACAACUCACCGCGGCCAGUGAAAGUGGUUCUUCAGGCAGAGGAAAAGUCCAAAGUUAUACACCGGUGGAGCUACAAGCUAAAGUUGGCUUCGGCUCCCGCGUUUACUCAGCAUAUCCAUGCACCCACCCGGAAGGUUGAUGAGAAGAAAUCCAUUCUUUACUUGGUGCUCUCGCCGAGGCAGUCAGAUGUGAUCAAUAUUGGCCUUCUUAUAUCAAGUGAAUUUAGUGAUUGCUCCGUUCUGCGAAUACACUGGAGGCGUGGCGUAUCUCAUAUGGAAAGACCACAAGACGGACAGAAUGUGGAGCGCUCAUCUUCUCCGGACAUGCAUCAAGUUGCAAAGCUCAUGGAUUGGGAUUCAGAUAGCCCUGAGAAUGCGGAUGAAUCCUAG
Echinostoma caproni is the source of this 498-nucleotide messenger RNA. Lineage: Eukaryota; Metazoa; Platyhelminthes; Trematoda; Plagiorchiida; Echinostomatidae. The record is from the annotation of a GenBank genome assembly.